Messenger RNA from Dioszegia hungarica, 3447 nucleotides. Its product is annotated as protein kinase C 1. The transcript is spliced from 11 exons. Gene Ontology annotation, molecular function: ATP binding; diacylglycerol-dependent serine/threonine kinase activity. NCBI's taxonomy places the organism in Eukaryota, Fungi, Basidiomycota, Tremellomycetes, Tremellales, Bulleribasidiaceae. Bases 1 to 3447 code for a protein of 1148 amino acids. Gene Ontology annotation, biological process: signal transduction; protein phosphorylation; fungal-type cell wall biogenesis. The record is from RefSeq and is a predicted model, not a curated record.
AUGUCCAGGUCGUCGAGUAAGAUCUCCACCCUCCUCUCGACCAUCCAGUCGGAGCGCCGGAACCUCGAAGGCGCCAAGGCUGUGAUGCGCGCCGUCGAGGCGUCGUCGAAAAACGAAGCGGUCAUUCAGCAAGCGCAGAAUGAGGUCCGGGCCGCGCAGGCCAGUAUCAAGUUCCUGGAGGAUGAGCUUUCCAAGUUGCAGAUGGGUGGCGGAAGCGUUGGAAGUCCGAGAGGCGGCCCUCCUGCGCAAGGACAGGGAUACGGGCCCGGUCCAGGACAAGGCGCCGGGAGAGGGCAUGUGCCGUCUGCGUCGGGCGGAGGAGGACAGGGGUAUAUGCCCAUCACGCCGACAAAGGGACAGGGCUAUGGACAGGGAGGGCUAAUGAGCCCGAGUCCGAGUCGGAAUAAUGGAGGCCAAGGGGGACAGCAGGUGAUGAUGGGCGGUAGAGAUCGGGAACGGCCUUUACCGCCUCCGCCAGGAGGGGAGGAGAUGCCCAAGAAGGCUGAACAGAAGAAUUACUCGCAACUCGACAUGCAGCGGUACGAUGCUCCCCUGACCGGCGCCAAAAUCACCCGGAUGCUCAACCAGCUGCAAUUCAAGCUGCAGGUGGAAGAGCAGUACAAGCUCGGUAUCGAAAAGAUGGCGCAGGCGUACCGCGCAGAAGGGGACAAGCGGCUGCGAUCGGAAACAGAGGCGAAGCGCAUCGAGUCGGAUGGCAAGAUCCAGCUGCUGCGCAAGGCGAAGAAGCGGUAUGAGACAUUGGCCAAGUUUGGGGGUGCUGUCGAGGAGGAUGAAGAGCUCAUGCCCGAUGGCAAGCGGAAAGAUGCGCUGCGGAAACCGAUUUCUGGUCAACUCGUUGUCUCCCUCCGGUCCGCUCGGGACCUCAACCACCGCCCUCUGCCCCGAAAGUCCUCAAAGGUGUACAACGAGACCACCGUGAUUGUCAAGAUCGAAGGAAACCAAGCCGCUAUCUCUCAUCCAUCUCGGAACGACAAAUGGCAUGAGGACUUUCACAUCCCCGUUGAAAAAGCAAACGAAGUCGAGAUCACCAUCUACGACACAGUCGCGCCGGGCGAUUCGGCGCCCAUCGGGAUGAUGUGGGUCCGUGUGAGCGACUUGAUGGAGGCGCUUCGUAGGCAGAAGGCGGGAAUAGAGGCGAGUGAGGCAGGAUGGGUAACGGCUGAGAAGGCGGCCAAGAUGGGGCCGAAGGGAUCGGCGCCGGAUAGCGUGACGCUGCAUAGCUCGGGUACGAUCCGACAGCCUGGUGGAGGCGGUGGGAUGGGAGCGUAUGGAGAGGGUAAGGGGCCGGACGGGAUUGAUGGGUGGUUCUCUAUCGAGCCCGCGGGUGCUAUCUCGCUGAGAUUGGACUUUGUCAAGGAUACCACUGCGGGCGCUCGGCGACCAUACGAAGCUCUCGGCCGUCAAGGCGCCGUCCGGAAACGGAAGGGCGACGUGUACGAGAUGAACGGCCACAAGUUCGUCUCGCAGCAAUUCUACCAGCCCAUCAUGUGCGCUCUGUGCCAGGAGUUUCUUCUUACCGGCGAGGGCUACCAGUGCGAGGACUGUCGAUAUGCCUGCCAUAAGAAGUGUUACCCCAAGGUGGUCACCAAGUGUAUCAGCAAGAGCAAUGCCGACGGGGAGGGCGACGAGGAGAAGAUCAACCAUCGAAUCCCGCAUCGCUUUGGCGCGUACACCAACAUGUCGGCCAAUUGGUGUUGCCACUGUGGUUAUAUGCUGCCAUUCGGCCGCAAAAACUCGGUCAAGUGUUCUGAAUGUAGCUUGACAUGCCACCAGACAUGCUCGCACUUCGUUCCCGACUUCUGCGGAAUGACGAUGGAGAUGGCCAACAUCCUCCUCAAAAACCUCCGCGAUAUCAAAACUACCCAGACCCACAAGAAGCCCCUCCCCUCCACGUCGUCUUCAUCCUCUACCGUCUCGACCCUCCCGCUCUAUCAGCAGCAAGCGCCUGAUCGACCUGCUCCGCCCCAGCAGCGCCCGUCAUCCCAGUAUCAAACGCAGAUGCCGGUCGUCACCACCUAUCCUCCCGAACCCCCUCGACCCCAACCACCUCAGCAGCAGCAACAGCAGCAGUACGACCCACGGUAUCCCUCGCAGGGGCCCCCACAGUCUCAGCCCCCACCGCAGGCUCAGCAGGCGUACGACAAUCUCCGGCCGGCUGUGGCUGGUGCGCGACCCAUGCCCCAGAUCCCGCCCGCGGGACCCGCCUCCCGUCAAUCGUUCGAACAUUCGCGGCCUCCCCGUCCGGACCACCCCUCACAGCAGCCUCAGCAAAUGCAGCAGGGUCCGCCGCCACCCCGACCGGAACCGCCACGUAUGCAGAGCGGCUAUGUCCCGCCCCCGCCUCCACCGGGCAUGCAGGUACAGCAGAUGCCGGUGCAGCAGCAACAGCAGCAACAGCCGGUACGGACGAUGCGGAAGAAGAAGGUGGGGCUGGACGACUUCAACUUCCUCGCUGUGCUGGGUAAGGGGAACUUCGGGAAGGUCAUGCUGGCUGAGGAGAAGGUCACGAGCAGUCUGUACGCGGUCAAGGUGCUGAAGAAGGAGUUCAUUAUCGAGAACGAUGAGGUCGAGAGCACGCAAACCGAGAAACGAGUCCUCGUCGCCGCCGCCCAGGAACGACACCCCUUCCUACUCGGCCUCCACUCGUGCUUCCAGACCGAAACCCGAGUCUACUUUGUGAUGGAGUACGUCUCGGGUGGAGAUCUCAUGUUGCAUAUCCAAAAGAAGCAAUUCACCCUCCGCCAAGCCAAAUUCUACGCGUGCGAAGUCCUCCUCGCACUCCAAUACUUCCACGCCAAGGGGAUCAUCUACCGGGAUCUUAAGCUCGACAAUAUCCUCUUGACGCUGGAUGGGCACGUCAAGGUGGCGGACUAUGGGUUGUGUAAGGAGAAUAUGUGGUUUGGGAAGACGACGAGCACGUUCUGUGGAACGCCGGAGUUCAUGGCGCCUGAGAUCCUGCUUGAGCAGCGUUACGGCCGCGCGGUGGACUGGUGGGCGUUCGGCGUGCUGACUUACGAAAUGCUCCUCGGUCAAUCUCCGUUCCGAGGAGACGACGAGGACGAAAUCUUUGACGCUAUCUUGGAGGAUGAGCCUUUGUACCCUAUCACGAUGCCCCGGGAUGCUGUCUCCCUCCUGCAACGACUCCUCACUCGAGACCCUACUCGCCGACUCGGCUCCUCCGAGGCCGACGCGGAGGAUAUCAAGCGCCACCUCUUCUUCAAAGACGUCAACUUUGACGAUGUCUACAACAAACGCAUCCCGCCGCCGUACUUCCCCACUAUUGGCAACCCGACGGAUACGAGCAACUUCGACCAGGAGUUUACGCGCGAGCAGCCGACGUUGACGCCUGUGCACACUCAGUUGAGCGCGCAGGAUCAGCAGGAGUUUGUCGGGUUCUCAUGGAUUGCACCUUGGGCAAACGCGUAA